GCUGUUGAAUAGCCUCAGGAGGAAGGGGGUGGGGGGGAAUAGGGGGAGGGGGAGGAAAAGGUGCAUCCCAGGACUGACAGGAAUAACUCAUUCCAUCGGAUAUGUUCCACUGUUUGCUUUUUAAUUAAAUCUUUCAACACCAGGAGAGAGAGAAAAAAAGUAACGUUAUAAUUCUGGAAGGAGCUGCAGAAAGUUAGUUGGAAUUUCUCAAGCGCUGAAGAGCUGACAUUGACAAAUUUUAAGCCUUGGAAAGGACCAUGACGGAUGAUCGGAGCGUGUCAGACGUGGCGAGUUCAGGAGGCUCCGAGAGUGAGUCGGUCGUUUCCCCUGGUUCCUCUCUGGCUCCUGAUGGGGAGGAGAAAUUUCAGGCUGGUACCGAGGAAGGCAGUGGCAAACGGGACAGCGAGGAGGACAAGUUUCCCCUGUGUAUCCGAGAGGCUGUGAGCCAAGUGCUGGAAGGUUAUGACUGGACCCUAGUGCCCAUGCCAGUCCGAGUCAAUGGCUCAUCUAAGAACAAGCCUCAUGUGAAGAGACCCAUGAACGCCUUCAUGGUCUGGGCACAGGCAGCACGGAGGAAACUAGCAGAUCAAUACCCACAUCUCCACAACGCGGAGCUUAGCAAAACCCUGGGUAAACUCUGGAGGUUACUGAAUGAGAAUGACAAGAGGCCGUUUGUGGAGGAGGCUGAGAGACUGCGAUCACAGCACAAGAAGGACCACCCCGACUACAAAUACCAGCCACGGCGGCGCAAGAACAUGAAGCCGGGUCAGGCUGAGGCUGAGAGUCACCCAGACGAUGGCCACCUCUCUGCUGGACAGCCCCACUACAAAGCUGUACCUCAGGACCGUGGGCGUGGGGCGGGGGCUUCCCCACUCUCGGAGGGGCACGGCGAGCACACAGGCCAGAACCACGGUCCCCCAACACCCCCCACCACUCCAAAGACCGAGAUCCAGCCGGGGAAAGCGGAGGGCAAGCGGGAUGGGCACCCACUGGUGGAAAGGGGCAAGCCACACAUCGACUUUGGCAACAUGGACAUUGGGGACCUGAGCCAUGAUGUCAUGUCCAACAUGGAGACCUUUGACGUCCAUGAGUUUGACCAGUACCUGCCCCCCAACGGGCACCCGGGUCAUGGUCAGAACCUGGCAGGAGGGCCAUACGUUGGGAAUUAUGGGCUGGGGGGCAGCUCUGGAGGACCCACGACGUGGAUUUCCAAGCAGCAUGGUGGAGGUAGUGCCCCCUCCUCCUCCUCGGGGGCCACCCCAUCCGAGUCGAAAGCUCAGAUCAAGACAGAGCAAGUUCAUCCGAGUCACUACACAGAGCUACAGCACUCAUCAGCCCAGAUCACCUACACCUCACUGAGCCUCCCUCACUAUGGCUCUGCUUUCCCCAGCAUCACCAGGUCCCAGUUCGACUACUCGGAGCACCAGCCUUCGGGAUCCUACUACAGCCCUUCUGGCCAGACGUCCGGACUCUACACUGCCUUCUCCUACAUGGGCCCAUCGCAGCGGCCACUCUACCCGUCUAUCAGCGACCCGUCCUCUGUGCCGCCGUCUCGUAGCCCCACUCACUGGGAGCAGCCCAUCUACACAACACUCACUCGACCAUAGGAUCUCUCCGACCCUACUUUCCCCCAUUCCCCCUCCUCCAACACACACACACACAUACAUAUACCCCCAUCCCAUCUCCCCAGCUACACCUCCCCCAUCCCAAUCCCCAUGUCCCACCCACCUCUUCCCCCCCCCCCCAAUCAAGGACCCAAUGGGACUUGUUCGUUGUUUUAAAAAAGAGCAAAAGAUGAAAAAAAUGGCAAAUCAAUCCCCACCCAUGGUUCUAAAGAUUGACCAAUGGGUGUUCCCACGUGUUGGGGUGGAAGUCAGUCGUAUGGAAGUUUCUCACCUUCAGAUGAAGAGAUGUCUCUGGCCUGGACUGAGGGAAGAUGCUGGAGCUCUAGACUACGCCACACUCAACUACCGUGCCCUUAAUGUGAGACGGAAAGUUACGCUGGAGUGGGUUGUUGAGAGAAGACUCUCCAGUCAAUCACUCCAGUCCUUCCAGUGGAGGACCUGUGCCCCACCCCCAACCCGAGAGUGAAGUGACCAUCCAUUUCCUUUUAUUGUCGGGACUGAAGCUUCCCUGCACAUUGUAAACUGUCACAUCAUUCAUGUGGGCCUUCAACUGAGAUCUACUCUUUCAGAAGUUGUUCUGAAGAAACAGAAUUAUAAAAGACUGUAAAUUAAAACGAGCUGGAUUCUAGUCUCAAAGUAAUGUCAACCUGUGACCGCCAGUGCCCUCUUUAUGUCAAAACUGUUAAAAAUGGCUUUGCUUCAGUCGCCAGUAACAUUUCCUUUUUGUUUUAACUUGCUUAGGCCUCGUAGGCUGUGGUUAGCUUUACCUUCACAAUAAAAUGUGGAGGCAGGGGUGAGCUGGGGAGUGGAUAGAGGUGGAAGCAGAACUGAGGAAAAGAAGCUUGCAUUUCUGUAACAGCCUUUCACGGGCACCCCAGAGCCCUUCACAGCCAGCUCAGUCCUUUUCUUGAAGUGUCACCACUCCUGUAAAUGUAGGAAGCAUGGCAGUCGAUUUGUGCACAGCAAGAUCCCAAGGAGCAGCCACUGAGCCAGGUGGUCUGUUUUCUUUCUUGUAAUCACCAUUAUUUGAAGGAUAAAUAUUGGUCGCAGGAGCACUGGGGGGAAAGGUUUCCCUCCCUGUUCGUUUUGAAAUAGUGGUCAUGGGGAAGAGAAAUAUUGACAAAGUAGUGAGAAGUUUCCGGUAUUUAAGAGACCUCUGUGUUUUUUGUAUUUUCUCUGUGCCAACCUCCUGCCGUGCCCCAACAUGGGGUUUGUUGUAGGAGUCAGUGGGGAUCUGAUUCUUCGGUCAAUCCAUUUCGCUAUAUUUUUGGCAGCGAUCACUCGUUAACAAAGAGACUUCUUUUAACCUUUCUAAUUUAUCAAAGAUGUACAAGUCGCUUUUCAUGUCCAGUAGCUUCAGCUCUGAGAGGGUUGGCGCUUUCGCCCUCAAUGUUGGGCCCAGUUCGGGAGUUGCUAACCCUCCUGGAUUGUCAUGGGAACUGCAGAUUGAACUUCCUGUGUGAGCCAACCUGGUUGCCAAUGAGAAACAAUUAUUUCAACAAAGUUUGGAGUUAGGUCAUUAGUGGGAGGACGGGGAGAGGUGGCAUAACUGACUGUUGAGAAGCAGCCAAUCAAAGAAAUGAACACUCCAUUUGCUUUCCAAUUGGCUGUGAGCAAGCGGGGUGCCAUGGGAUUGGAAGUGUGGGAGAGCUAAUGGCAGGAGAGGCAAGUCUGUGCUUCUGGAGGAUGAGAUGAAGUCUCCAGGGAAGUUUCGAGGGAUUCCACUACCUAGUGGAUUGGGCUUCAGCCUCGGGACCUCUUUCCCUCCUGGGUUAGGCCCAAAGCGGGCAGAGACGAGAUCUCUAAAACUCAACACUGCUUCUGUCAUCUUUCCACAACCGCAAUGGUCACAGUUGCAGCUUUAGGAGACUGCACAAAGCAGUGAGUAGACAUCCUUAAAGCACUUCUAAAUCUAUUCAAAUGUACUCCCCCCCCCCCCCCCCCCCCCAUCACCCCUUACAUGUGUGUACACCAGCGGGGGGCUGUGAUAUGACUGGAUUAUUCACCCUGAAGGCUAUAUUAGAGACAAAUUAAAAUCACACCAUGGCAGCAUUUGAAGUAAACCACACUGGUUUGUAACGGUGACUGCGAAUCCAUUGAAUCUUCCUGAAAAUCAAUCCUCUCUGCAGCUUUGACCUUAUUUACUCCAUCGAACUCCCGUCACUUCUCAGCUUUAACCCCCUGUGUUCCAAAGGAACAACCCCAGCUUCACUCAGUCCGUGUAAUAAGAGUCCUUUGCCCUGCAGGGGAGUGGGUGAUGAAUCAGCCCAGUCUAGUCAUUUGGUGAGCUUUAGGUGUGAGCGGACUUUCCUUUAUUCAUUCAUGGGAUGUAGCUGCCCCUUACAACAUUUGCUCAUCCUUAAUUGCCCCUUGAGAAGGUGG
Molecule: messenger RNA, 4007 nt
Organism: Chiloscyllium plagiosum (whitespotted bambooshark)
Lineage: Eukaryota; Metazoa; Chordata; Chondrichthyes; Orectolobiformes; Hemiscylliidae
Gene: sox10
Product: SRY-box transcription factor 10
Biological process (GO): neural crest cell migration; negative regulation of transcription by RNA polymerase II; morphogenesis of an epithelium
Cellular component (GO): nucleus
Molecular function (GO): RNA polymerase II cis-regulatory region sequence-specific DNA binding; DNA-binding transcription factor activity, RNA polymerase II-specific
Source: RefSeq, a predicted model, not a curated record